Molecule: messenger RNA, 4740 nt
Organism: Mytilus californianus (California mussel)
Lineage: Eukaryota; Metazoa; Mollusca; Bivalvia; Mytilida; Mytilidae
Product: general transcription factor IIF subunit 2-like
Exons: 8
Coding region: 31-825 (264 amino acids)
Biological process (GO): transcription initiation at RNA polymerase II promoter; transcription by RNA polymerase II
Cellular component (GO): transcription factor TFIIF complex
Source: RefSeq, a predicted model, not a curated record
UCACGUUGAAGAUUUAUAUGUUCAGCUGUGAUGUCUAUGCCCCCAGAGUUUGAGAAGGCUCAUACUCCAAGAGAUGUAGAUCUUAAUGCUGCAGGCAGGGGUGUAUGGUUGGUAAAGGUACCAAAGUAUUUGUCAGAGAAGUGGAAUCAUGCAGACGGUGGUGAAGUUGGAAAGCUAAAAAUCACAAGAUCAAAAUUUCCAGGCCAGAAGCCAGAUGUAGUUUUCUCAUUAAAUGACAAAUUGGUGAAGAGUGGGGACACUACACAAAGUCCAAAGGACCACAAAAUGGUUUUAACAGGUCUGGGGAAUCAGAACUUGGUUGUAUUCUCUGAGACCCCACCAAUGAUAACAGCAGAUUCUGGUGCUAAACCUGACCAUUUAGUUGAUAAAUUAGGAAUUGAGGGGAAAGUUAUUCAGCGGGCUGAGUGUCGACCUAUAGCAGAUAACAACUACCUCAAAUUAAAAAGACUACAAGUGGAGGCACAAAAUAAGCCAAAAAGGGAAGUAAUUCAGAUUUCAGAAGUAGUUAAUGCAUACAAGCCAAUCAGUGAUCAUAAGUUCAAUAUUGAACACCAGCAAAAGAUGAAGAAUGAAGGAAAAAGAUUGAGAGAUUCAAAAGAUGUUGUUAUGGAGAAGUUGUUUGCAGCUUUUGAGAAACAUCAGUAUUACAAUGUUAAAGAUUUAGUACGGGUGACUAAUCAACCAAUUACUUACCUCAAAGAAAUACUAAAAGAGAUCUGCAUUUACAAUAUGAAAGCUCCUCAUCGAAACAUGUGGGAACUGAAACCUGAAUACAGACAUUACAAAGAGGAUGAGAGGACAUGAAUUUACAUUCUCUGUUUUGUUGUGCUUCAUGUUUUUAUGCAAAAAUGAUUUUAUAUGUGAGAAAAUUCAAACACAAAGCAUAAAAUUAAUGUCAGUCAUGUCAGAUGCUUAUUAUUUAAUAUCUCUAAUUCUUACAGGGUCAAGCUGAUCAUAAACAUUCUCUUCUAUAAAAGAAUAAAUGAUUAAGCAAUGCUCUUUCAAUAUAUCCCCAAAAAACAUACAAGCAAUAGAAUGUAUUGCAGAGAUGCAGAGAAGUCGUACAUAAUAUGAUGAAUGCUGUCUAGACGUCAACAUUUCUGUUUCCAAACAAAAUCAUUUGAACCAAAAGCAAUAUCUUCACCUAACUGAGCUUGAUAAUGUCUCAUGGGAAAGGAAGACUCUUAUUGAUUGAAAUUGCACCAAAUUUUAGUUUCUGGAUGGUAUUUUUCAGACUAUAUGUAUACUUUUUACCAAACCUGGUUCAUUAAUGGGGCCACAGGGUAAGGAAUUCCACUAUAAAUUUGGGGUCAAUUAGUCAAUAAGAACCUUAUGUCAAUCUUUUACUAAACUUGAUUUGGAAAUGCUCAAUAAAAUGAUAAAGAUCUUUGGGGAUUUUGAGGUCAAUAGGUCACUAAGAUUUACUAAGUAUUGCGCAACAGCACAGUGUAUUGCACAACAGCAAGAAAUCUUUAAUUGAAUAUAAAUUCAAUUCAUAUAACCAAUUUCAAGUUCUUUAACUACAUUUAUUCAGAAACCUAUAAUAUGUCAAAUAUUUAAUUACAAUCCAAAUUCAGACCUGUAUCAAGCUUGAAUAAUAUUGUGUCCAUUUUUGCCCCAACUGUUCAAGGUUGGACCUCUGCAGGCGUAUCCAGCUGCGCUCAGCGAAGCAGUUUAUUGAAGCAUAUAUUGAACCUUAACAAAACUUAGCUUGAGAAUGCCCCUUUGAAAGAAAGACACCCAUUUAUAUUUUUGGGUCAAGGCUUACUUAUAAAUAGACUGAAAUUUGAGGGAAAGUUUGUUUCAGGAUAAUAUCUAAGAUAUAUAAGACCCCUGUAAAUGUUUAGGUCAUAAGGGCAAAAGUCAAGGAUACAGUAGUAUGAAUAGACUGAACUUUAAGUUUUUACCCCAAACAUUUGAUAUAAAUUGUCUUCAUUACAGUCGACAUAAAAAUUUGUAUCUUCUCUUACAAAUCCAUAAAGAUCACAACUUGUCUAAUGCACUACUUGCACUUCUGAAAUUUUUUGUUAUAGGAACUCACGAAAGUAAAAUAAUGCUUAAAGUCAUAUGAUCUUUCAAAUUAACAAAAAAGAUUAAAAAGAACAAAAAAUACUUUGAAAAUUUACAUGGACUGUAUCUACUACAUCUAUCUGCCAUUUACAAUUUCCAUUUAGUUUACUGACUUCUCCAGAGUACACAUCAUCAGUGAUGUCCUGCUCAUCUCGAAUGAGGGAAUCAAAGGUUUGAUCCCCGACUUGGGAAAACCAAAAUUUUUAACAUUUUUUCUGCUGUUUUUCCACUAAGCAUGUGGCAUUAAAGAGUAAAAACUAGACUGGUCUGCUCUGAGACAGAAUAAUGGGAGUAGGUGGGGAACAUAUCUUCCUGCAGAUUGUAAUUCUGUGAGCUAGUACAUUAAAAUCUGACUCAGUUUAGAACAAAGCAGGUUUUGUGUUGUUUUAUUUUUACAUGUUAUCGUCCUGAAUAUACUUGUAAUACUUGCCACUUGACAUUAAUCAGCCAUUAAUAAAUCAAUCUAUAGUUAAUUCCCUUUUAUGAUUUACUGUCAAGUUCAUACAGAGGUUUUUGUCAUUUAACAUCAAACUGUAAUACAAACCAGUCGCAGUCAAUAUUUGUAUUAAUAAUUAUGAUACAUUUGUGUUAUUUUUUAACAGAAGAUACUUGUAUUUCCCAAAAGUUACAAGUCCCACACAGCAUAAUAUCUUAGAACUUGAUGGAUGUGUUUUGUCUUCAUGUGUAGAAUGUCAUUUUAUACCAUCAUGUAAGCUUGACGAACAAAUCCCUGCUGAACAAUUUCACUACAAUAUAAUUUGAACUAUUUUUAGAAUAUAAUGUGACCCUGAGAGGUGAAUGUUGAUAUAACUUCAUUUAUUUGUCAUUCAAAUAUAACUUUGUAGUUACCGUAGCCCACCCACGUUGACUCGCGCUGUAUAUGAUGUCAUUGUCUUCCUCUGGAAACAUUUAUCGUUUUAUGACAGACCAAGUCAUCCAAAAUGUCUGAUUUUACAGAUUUCUGACCAAAGAAUGUCCUAGUUUUUAAGAGCAAAAUCGAUCUGGCCAUAUAAUGCCUCCUCUAAUUUUGAUGUACCUAGGGAUUCUUUUAAGAUUACAGUUUAUAUCUAUGGUCUAUACCAUUGAUGUUGUGACCCCCACCAACACCUUGUUAUGGCUAUUAUUCUCAUUUUCCCUCCAAAAAGGCAUGAAAUAUGACGUCGCUGGGCUUCCAAAAUGUUGUAUAUGACUUUUUUUGCUAGAACUCCUUUUUCACACAAACCGGCUUGGCAGGAGGAAAUGUCUGAUAUUCCAAAGUAUCAUUUAUUUAGAACAAUCAAAACAUUUGAAGUAAGACAUGUGACAAAAUUGCCAAUCUCAAGUGUUUGUAAAGUUAGCUUCCAAAAUGUUGUAUGUAAACUUGAAAAUUGUUGUAUAAUGGCUUUGGGAAUCAAAAACUUUUACAUUUCUUUAUUUCUGUGAUAAUAAGGUUAAUUUAUGUGUUAUCUAGAAAUGUCCAAGCCAUCUACAAAAAUGUUCAAGUUCACAUACGACAUUUUGGAAGCACUCAUUUCAACCAAAUUUUCAAAGCCUGUUUGUGAGAAUUUUGUGUUGUUGAAAAAUUAGAUAUGUACUACAUUUUGGAAGCCCAGCAACGAUGACACUUUCAUAUUACCACACAUAAAAAAUGCAUAUUUUCUAGGAACACAGUAAUAGUCCUUUGAUUUUCGUUGUCUAGAAAUAUAGUCCCUAGUGUGGACAGUGUAUUACUUUACAAUUUUUUUCAUACCCCUUCCAAAUUUAUUUCUUCAUGUUUUAUGCCUCAAAUAGCAAGUAGGGGGAUAAAAUUACACUGCAAAAAAAAAUGGUGGGUCAUGAAUUUUAAUGUAAAGAAGUGAUUUGGUCCAGCUGGAAAAGGUUAAAAAUUAGUAUGUCUUAAACUGUUGAAAGAAUUCAUAACCCCCUUAACAUAAAAUUGUCCAUAGUUUGAGUUAGAGCUGAUCAAUGAAGUUUUCUAUAAUUUUGAUAUAAUUUGGCCAAAAGUAGUACACCACACUAAAAAUCUAAUUGAGAAAGUGCAGGUGUGAUUUUUUGACUUAUUUAUUAUUGAUUUAUUGUCUUAAAGAAAUGCACUAUGAAAUAACUAUUCUCGGGCCAUAUGGACCAUGAAUUUUAGGAUUGUCCUUCCAAGCUAUUAACCCAGUUCAGCUAGGGCAUUUUUGAAAACGUGUGGAGUGCUAAAUGGGUAUAACACUAAUAGCAGUUGAAAUCAUGGCUACAGACAGAAAUGGCUUUAAAUAAGUUACUUGUAAUUUUCUAAUAUUUACAAUAUUGACCUGCAGGAUUUCAGGAGUGUUUUGAAGUGUAAACAGGCAAAAAAAUCACUUUAGAGCUGGACGAUCACAUAUAUAGAUUUUUUACCUUUAAUGAAUUUCAACAUUAAAGAAAACAGUAAUACAUGUAGUAUGAGGAUUAGUACCAAUGAAAAAAACUUAUUAGAUGUCUUUUAAUACUUAUGUGACAUCAUGUGUGGAAAAAUGAAAAAUAUCGUAAAACAUUUUCACUUAAUAUUUAAAGACAAAUAUUUUUGCUUCAUGAUGAUAUAUUUGUUGUAAUAAUUACUACAAAGUCAUUAGUAAUGUCGAGUUGGUUUUAUAUUAUGUUUAAAAGAACUACAGAUUUUUUUUAAUAAAUGUAUGUUCAUGUUAA